UUUUCUUGAACCCACGUCUCUCUGGAAUACAUCCCAGAAUCUGCUGAGGAUUUAUUUGCCUUACGCUUCCUGUGUGAUGGAUCAUAGCUCCUGAUCUGCCCUUUGGAUCAGCACUCUCUUUUUUUUUCCUGCUGAUCACCCUGUCAUCCUGGUCUCUGCAGCAGUGUCUUGCCACCAGUAUCAAGUGUGUUUAGAGUAUAGGGCUGUGGCUGCUGUUGGCGGCGAAUGUUUUCUCUUUUCAGAGCUGUGAUACACGCAGCACAGUGACUUGGCUAACGUUUUCUUGUGUUCAUGUGGGCCUCGUUUGUUCUCUCAGUCCGGAACAGGAAGGCCCCGGGGAGGUUGGGGUGUGUGUGUGUGUGUGUGUGUGACUGACUGUUGGCAGGCUGAAACAAGAUACCCAUAUGCAUUUUAUUUAUUUUUUUUAAAUAACUCGAUCCAUGUCAUUUCUCAGACAACACAGGCUAUGAUGCAUAGAUUGUGAUUGCCAAAAAGGAAGAACGUAUCAGCCUUGAUUGCAUUUCUGGUUGUGAUCUACGUUGUGGAUUUGGUUGUUUUUUGUUAUUUAGUUGGUCAAAAAGAAGAUCUUUUGAGCACUGUGAAACCACUCUGCAUUGACUUUGGGUUGUUCGCUGAUGCGAUCACAUCCAAUCUCUUUGGUCACAUCUGAGUCAUUAAACCUUUCAGUAAAUGUAUUAUAGCCUCUCUCUGCCUAUCAGCAUACUGACAUUUAAUCAACGUGGUGUGGGAUGUCUCUUUAAGGGUGGAGGAGGGGACCAGAAGAGCAUUCCUUAACUUCCAGAACGGAAGAAAAGACUUAGCCCACAAAUGUGGUUGACCUUUUGAGUCGUAGCCUGUAAAGCCGUCAUCCUAGCUGGAAACCAGAGCUGCAGCUGAAGCUAUGGACUGGUCAAGUGUGUGACCUGUCAUGGGUCCUUGCGAAGGUUUUCUCCCAGGGGCUGGAGAAUAAAGGCGACAUCCUUGGAACCAGACCCUUCUGUGGCUCUAACAAAGGAAGAGCCAAACACUCAAAAGACUUUCAUUUAUCGCCAGAGCCCCUUUUAUUCUCUUUUUUUUUUUUUCCCCCCCUCAGAGGAAAUGAGAUGAGAGCAGUACCAGAGGUCUGGGCAAUCAGGUUUUUCCUGUGCUCGAUAUGUGUUUGAAGAUACUGUAUUUUCAGUGUUUGGAUUGAUUUUAAUCUAAAGAUGAAUUAAUCUGUAACAUGAAAAGGGACCCGUUGAAUAUAUAUUUUUAGAAUAGGCUUUCGUUUUGAAUCUUGUUUUUAACUCAAGAAUUACCAACAUGAAUUUGUCUUUACAAUAUGUCACCAAAUCUCGAGAUUGGGUGACAAUUGAUGUGUGAUCUCUGCCAGCAGAGCCAGUUAAAAUGUGAGGAGGUGAAGAAUAAAGCCAGAAAUCUUCAGAGAGACCCUGUUUGAGCCUUGUUAGACUGAUCCUUUGCUUUUGGUCUCCAAGAAUGGGCCCAAAUCCUGCGGGGGGGAAACCUGUUGUUACUGAAGGGGCUUGAGAGGCUGCAGAAACCUAUUCUGUCAAACGCCAUGAGACACGAUUCCUCCAGUAAUAUGGAGUACUAUUGAGGUGUAUGACCGAGUCACAGCACAGCAGACAUCAGAUGCUGAUCAGACGUCGAACUGCAGCCACGAUCUCUGCUGACGGACAGAGCGGCCGGGGUAAUGUCGGCUAAAUAGCCCUUUGUGUUGCUGUGAAUAUCAACUUGUGCUUAGUGAAGAGGAGCGUUGCCAUGGUGAUUUUUUUUUACCAUUCUCAGUCUUGAAAAAUAAAGCCAAUGCUGGGACUUGUUUGUCACUGAUGGUGGCUGAUGGAUUUGAACUUGGUACCUCAAUGUUAGAGAUGUGUUGAAAUCAAGUGAAAAACCAUAACAAUGGAAACCUGCAGAGCAGAGUCCCUAUUGACAGAUCCUCUGGGACCCGGUUGCCUUAGUCUGGCUGAGGAGGAGGUAAAGACAGAGUCUGCUGUGGUAGAGGGGAUGGAUGCAUCUGCACGAUCCAAAGUCCCUGAUCCAGCAGGGUCAGCAGAACGACCAGGUGCACCACAAAAGAGACGGGUUUCGAGCCCCACGCAUUCCUCCAAUGGACACUCUCCCUCGGACACCUCCCCCAGCCCUCUCAAGAAAAAGAAGAAGCCUGGGGCCAUCAACAGCCACAACAAGGACCAGUCAGAGCUAAGACAUGGUCCCUUUUACUAUAUGAAGCAGCCAGCACUCACCACAGACCCUGUUGAUGUUGUACCGCAGGACGGCAGGAACGACUUCUACUGCUGGCUGUGCCACCGAGAGGGCCAGGUGCUCUGCUGUGAGCUCUGCCCCAGGGUGUACCACGCCAAGUGCCUCAAACUACCAGCUGAGCCCGAGGGCGACUGGUUCUGUCCAGAGUGUGAGAAAAUAACAGUUGCAGAAUGCAUUGAAACCCAGAGCAAGGCCAUGACGAUGCUGACAAUAGAUCAACUGUCCUACUUGCUCAAAUUCGCACUCCAAAAGAUUAAACAGCCUGGGACUGAGCCUUUUCAGAAGCCGGUGUCUCUUGAACAGCAUCCAGAUUACGCAGAGUAUAUUUUCCACGCCAUGGACCUGUCUACCUUAGAGAAGAAUAUCAAGAAGAAGAUGUAUGGAUGCACAGAAGCCUUUCUUGCUGACAUGAAAUGGAUCUUGCACAACUGCAUCAUCUAUAAUGGAGGUAAUCACAAAUUAACAGCCACUGCGAAAGUCAUCGUAAAGAUUUGUGAACAUGAGAUGAAUGAGAUUGAAGUGUGUCCGGAGUGCUACCUGUCUUCAUGCCAAAAAAGGGACAACUGGUUUUGUGAGCCAUGUAGUCCACCCCACCCCCUGGUCUGGGCUAAGCUGAAGGGCUUUCCUUUCUGGCCGGCUAAAGCACUACGAGAAAAGGAUGGGCAGGUAGACGCACGCUUCUUCGGGCAACACGACCGGGCCUGGGUCCCCAUCAACAACUGCUACCUCAUGUCCAAAGAGAUCCCUUUCUCUGUGAAGAAGACUAAGAGCAUUUUCAACAGUGCCAUGCAAGAGAUGGAAGUCUAUGUGGAAAACAUUCGCAAGAAAUUUGGGGUCUUCAACUAUGCCCCCUUCCGCACCCCCUUCACACCCAACAACCAACUGCAGAUGCUGCUGGACCCCUCCAACCCCAGUGCUGGGACGGUAAAGACAGAGAAACCAGAUAAACUUCGCUUCAACUUCGAUAUAACUGCUUCUCCGAAAAUGAUCCUUGGCAAGAGUUCGACUCCCAGCGGCAUGAGCCGGAGGGUCUCGAUGACAGACAUGCCGCGGUCUCCCAUGAGCACCAACUCCUCGGUUCACACGGGGUCGGACGGCGAGCAAGAUAUGGAAAAGGCCAGCAGGAACCCCGCUUUCCACUACAGCACCGGAGAGGAAUCGAUGGACUGUACUGCAUCUCCGGUCUCAGGGAAGAUGGGUGCUGCAGGCAGUGUGGCAGGAAGCCCGAAGCCCUUUAACCCCGGACUGGCGUCAAAGCAGGAAAGGACUGCAGGCACAGGCGGCAUUCUGAAUCUCAACCUGGAUCGGGUGAAGGCUGAGAUGGAUCUGAAGGAACUGAGUGAGACAGUGCAACAACAACAAAGUCAGCAACAACAGGGAUCUUCGGCUUCCCUCCCAACCCCAAAGAGACCCAUCAGAAGCCUGGACAAAACUAUUGAGAGCUGCAAAGCACAGCUCGGGAUAGAUGAGAUUUCUGAAGAUGUGUACAAAGGUGUGGAUCACAGUGACUCGGAGGACUCUGACAAAUCGGAUUCAAGUGACAGCGAGUAUCUGAGCGACGAGGACCUCAAGCCAAAGAGCUCCGCACUGGACGACAAAGACAGAGCAGAGAGAAAAAGGCCCAGAGUGAGCGCGGAGGGUGAGAAUAAGGAGGGGAUUACCAGAACAACAGAUAAAGCCACCCCUGAACCCCUCCUCAAAGACAAGCAGGCUAGCAAUGGCCCGGGUAGGGACCUACAGGAGAAGCCCAGAACCCCCCAGGCUCAGACCAUCGCUGACAAGCCCAAAGCCCCCGAGGAGGGAAAAGCUGCUGCUGCGUCAGCCGCUGAGCAAGACUCUGAUUCCGAAAGAGAGCUGGUGAUCGACCUGGGCGACGACCAUGGAGGACGUGACGCAAAGAGGGCGAGGCGAGAGGCGGGGGCCUCCGCCGCCAAAGCUUCCAAAGAGUUGAAUGCUGUCAAGUCGGAAGGUAAACUGCCCUCAUCUGCUGCAGCAGCCGCACCAUCACGGGAGGUAGCCUCUAACCUGAAAGACUCUUUACAACCUGCCAUCACAGCAGCCCUCAACCUGGUGUCCACUGCAGCUUCUGGUCAGUCCACUGUCGCCACAGCUGGCAGUGGGCCCUCCAGUUCCCCCUCUCCUGCGGCCCCCUCCCUCACCACAACGUCCCCAGCGGCUGCAGCUGUGAAGAAACAGCGCCCUCUACUGCCUAAAGAGACCGCUCAGGCCGUGCAGAGGGCCGUGGUUUGGAAUCCAACCAAAUUUCAGACGUCCUCUCAGAAGUGGCACAUGCAGAAGGUGCAGAGGCAGCAGCAGAAUGGGGAGCAGUCUCCAGUGCAAACACAGGCCCAGGGUCAGACGCAGACGCACAGCCCACAGCAGCAGCAGUCACAGCAGCAGAACUCCUCGUCAAGUACCCGCUAUCAGACCAGACAAGCAGCCAAAGUGCAACAAAAGGACCCACCUCAGAGUACAUCCACAUCGACGGCUGCCCAUGUCACGUCUAGUAGCUCCUCUUCUUACACGUCAGGCGACUUGCCGAUCCCCACGGGCUCAGCAGACGUGGCUGCAGAUAUAGCCAAGUACACAAACAAAAUCAUGGACUCAAUAAAAGGGACAAUGACUGAAAUCUACAACGACCUUUCCAAAAGCACAUCAGGAAACACAAUCGCAGAGAUAAGACGUUUAAGGAUAGAGAUUGAAAAGCUCCAGUGGCUGCAUCAGCAAGAACUGUCAGAGAUGAAGCACAAUCUCGAACUGACGAUGGCAGAGAUGAGACAAAGUCUGGAGCAGGAACGGGAGCGGCUGGUGGCCGAGGUGAAAAAGCAGACGGAGUCAGAAAAGCAGCAAGCGGUGGACGAGACCAAAAAGAAACAGUGGUGUGCUAACUGCAGAAAGGAGGCCAUCUUCUACUGCUGCUGGAAUACAAGUUACUGUGACUACCCCUGCCAGCAGGCCCACUGGCCAGAGCACAUGAAGUCCUGCACACAGUCAGCCUCGGCUUCACAGCAGGAGCCAGAAGCAGAACCUAAUUCGGAGCCUCCAGUCAAAUCAUCGGGACAUUCUCCUUCGACCCAGACCCUGCCCUCAGGAGCAGGAUCCAUAUCAGACAAAAACAGCUCUCCCACGUAUAAGGACAAGGGCAAGGACAGUGCUGGUGUAACUGUUACCUAAUGUUCUACACUACAGAUACUUCGCACACUUUUCAAGGCCACUGUUGUGUUGGUCGUGUCAAAGUUAAAGCUUGAAGGCCCGCAGCUCUGUGACAAAUCAUUUUCACUCCCAUAGUUCGGUUCAUCUCUCAUCCACAGUAUCUGCUUGGCUGUUAUCGGGUGGAUAUUCACAAUGUGAAAGUAGUCUGUCUAAAGAUAUACAAUGUGAGUCUGAAUGUUUUCAUACUGUAGUUUUGUUAUGGCUUCGUUACCCCUUUGAUUCAAGGCUGUACAAGAUUGUAUCUUGUUACAGAAUGUUUGCCACAUUAACACUUUGAGCGCUGCUUUUAAGUAACUUUAUAGCAGAUGACUUCAAAUUUAAAACAUUAGAAACAGCCAUCAACAGUGGUUGCUCAUUUAUUACGGUGCCAUCAGACGUGUUUGGAGUUAUGCAAGAUUCGGUUUUAAAACAUGUUCACUGUCUAACAUCAUGUUUCAACUAUUUCCUGUUCAUGUUAGCGGUGGCAAUUUUGGCGGAUACUCUUUUUGUUGUAUUGUAGUUCCUCAUCAUAUAGACCAGGACAAACAAAACCCUGUGAUUUAUCAAAAAAAUAACUGAAAAAUGUAUACUGUAAAAAGUUUUUGUAAGAAAAUACCUGAACAAUAUUUAUAGUGCUAUAUAUAGUGUUUUUAUAGUAUGUUUAAUGAAAUCACAAUUUCUAUGUGUCUAAACAAAGUUAUUUGAGAAUAAAUCACUUCACAUGAAUGUCAGCUCAGACCAACUCUGUUGAACUGUGUAUCCAAAGCUGAUGAUCAGACUUUAAGAACUUGGUAGGCAUAAACAAUAACUGCAUUUUGGCUGGAUGUUCUUUCCUGUGAGCAUGUCUGUUAUGAGCUUGUGUCUCGUUCGUGUUUACAUAUUGUACAUACAAUAAAUGGAGUCGUGAAGAAAAAAUAAAAAUGCUCUGAUCAACCAAG
This is a messenger RNA of Labrus mixtus (cuckoo wrasse), 6395 nucleotides long. RefSeq names its product MYND-type zinc finger-containing chromatin reader ZMYND8-like. Gene Ontology annotation, biological process: regulation of DNA-templated transcription. Bases 1903 to 5439 code for a protein of 1178 amino acids. Lineage: Eukaryota; Metazoa; Chordata; Actinopteri; Labriformes; Labridae. The transcript has 20 exons. The record is from RefSeq and is a predicted model, not a curated record. Gene Ontology annotation, molecular function: protein binding.